Messenger RNA from Columba livia (rock pigeon), 4248 nucleotides. RefSeq names its product O-linked N-acetylglucosamine (GlcNAc) transferase (gene OGT). NCBI's taxonomy places the organism in Eukaryota, Metazoa, Chordata, Aves, Columbiformes, Columbidae. The record is from RefSeq and is a predicted model, not a curated record. Bases 246 to 3383 code for a protein of 1045 amino acids. Gene Ontology annotation, biological process: protein O-linked glycosylation. The transcript has 22 exons. Gene Ontology annotation, molecular function: protein O-acetylglucosaminyltransferase activity; protein binding.
CGGUGGGGCUCCCUCCGCCGCACGGGGGCUCCGUACGGGCCCGCUGGCUGGCGCCGCCCGGACUACUUGUCGGGGGAGCUAGUUCCGGCAGCGGCCAUUCGGCUUUUCGCUGUCUCCGCCAUUUCGGGAGCUGCCGCCUCAGCGCGCCGGGGCCGUGGGCAGCUCGGCUCUGCGCCGCCCGCUUCAGCCGAGUGGGCCUCUCCGCACCCUUUCUGCUGCCACCGCCUCGCCGGCCCCCUUUCCCGAUGGCGACCUCCGUGGGGAACGUGGCUGACAGCACAGAACCAACGAAACGUAUGCUUUCCUUCCAAGGGUUAGCGGAGUUGGCUCAUCGUGAGUAUCAGGCAGGAGACUUUGAAGCAGCAGAGAGACACUGCAUGCAGCUUUGGAGACAAGAGCCUGAUAACACUGGUGUGCUUUUAUUACUGUCGUCCAUUCACUUCCAGUGUCGCAGAUUGGACAGGUCUGCUCACUUCAGCACUUUGGCCAUUAAACAGAAUCCGCUGCUGGCUGAAGCCUACUCGAAUCUCGGCAAUGUGUACAAGGAACGUGGGCAGCUACAAGAAGCAAUUGAACAUUAUAGACAUGCACUGCGCCUCAAACCAGAUUUCAUUGAUGGAUAUAUUAAUUUGGCUGCUGCGCUGGUAGCUGCAGGUGAUAUGGAAGGAGCAGUACAGGCAUAUGUGUCUGCCCUUCAGUACAAUCCUGACUUGUACUGUGUUCGUAGUGACCUGGGGAACCUGCUCAAAGCCCUGGGUCGCUUGGAAGAAGCCAAGGCCUGUUACUUAAAAGCAAUUGAGACUCAACCAAACUUUGCAGUGGCUUGGAGUAAUCUUGGCUGUGUUUUCAAUGCCCAAGGAGAAAUUUGGCUUGCAAUUCAUCACUUUGAAAAGGCUGUAACACUUGACCCAAAUUUUUUGGAUGCUUACAUCAAUUUGGGAAAUGUCCUGAAGGAGGCAAGGAUAUUCGACAGAGCUGUAGCAGCUUAUCUGCGAGCCUUGAGUUUGAGUCCAAAUCACGCGGUUGUGCACGGCAACCUUGCCUGUGUGUAUUACGAGCAAGGACUAAUAGACCUGGCAAUAGACACCUACAGGAGGGCUAUUGAGCUGCAGCCCCACUUCCCUGAUGCGUAUUGUAACCUGGCCAACGCCUUGAAGGAGAAAGGCAGUGUGGUAGAAGCAGAAGAAUGCUACAAUACAGCUCUUCGACUUUGUCCCACACACGCAGAUUCUCUCAACAAUCUAGCAAACAUCAAACGGGAACAGGGGAAUAUCGAGGAGGCUGUUCGUCUUUAUCGGAAGGCUCUUGAGGUGUUUCCAGAGUUUGCUGCUGCGCAUUCAAAUUUAGCAAGUGUUCUGCAACAGCAAGGAAAGUUACAGGAAGCUCUGAUGCAUUACAAAGAGGCUAUUAGAAUCAGCCCCACGUUUGCAGAUGCUUAUUCUAAUAUGGGAAAUACUUUGAAGGAGAUGCAGGAUGUUCAAGGAGCGUUGCAGUGCUACACCCGUGCCAUUCAGAUAAACCCAGCUUUUGCUGAUGCCCACAGCAACCUGGCCUCUAUUCACAAGGAUUCAGGGAAUAUACCAGAAGCCAUUGCCUCUUACCGCACUGCUCUGAAACUGAAACCUGAUUUCCCGGAUGCCUACUGCAACUUGGCCCACUGUUUGCAGAUUGUCUGUGACUGGACAGACUAUGAUGAAAGAAUGAAGAAGCUGGUUAGCAUUGUAGCUGAUCAGCUGGAGAAAAACAGACUGCCGUCUGUCCACCCACAUCAUAGCAUGCUGUACCCCCUUUCGCACAGUUUUAGGAAGGCUAUUGCUGAGAGACAUGGAAAUCUGUGUUUGGACAAGAUUAAUGUUCUUCAUAAGCCACCAUAUGAGCAUCCCAAGGAUUUGAAGGCUAGUGAAGGUCGACUUCGUAUUGGCUAUGUGAGCUCUGAUUUUGGGAACCAUCCAACCUCGCACCUAAUGCAGUCAAUCCCAGGCAUGCAUAACUCAGACAAAUUUGAGGUGUUCUGUUAUGCUCUGAGUCCUGAUGAUGGUACAAACUUCCGUGUAAAAGUGAUGGCUGAAGCAAAUCAUUUCAUUGACUUAUCUCAGAUACCAUGUAAUGGAAAAGCAGCAGACCGCAUCCAUCAGGAUGGGAUACACAUUCUCAUUAAUAUGAAUGGCUACACCAAAGGAGCCCGAAACGAAUUAUUUGCCCUGAGACCAGCACCUAUUCAGGCAAUGUGGCUGGGAUAUCCUGGAACCAGUGGGGCGUUGUUCAUGGAUUAUAUCAUCACAGAUAAAGAAACUUCCCCAGUUGAGGUGGCUGAGCAGUAUUCAGAGAAAUUAGCUUACAUGCCAAACACUUUCUUUAUUGGAGACCAUGCCAACAUGUUCCCCCAUCUGAAGAAAAAAGCAGUCAUUGAUUUCAAAUCCAAUGGUCAUAUUUAUGAUAACAGAAUUGUUUUGAAUGGCAUUGACUUGAAGGCUUUCCUCGACAGCCUCCCCGAUGUCAAGAUUGUUAAGAUGAAGUGUCCUGACAGUGGUGACAAUGCAGAUGGCAAUGCCGCCCUCAGUAUGCCAGUCAUUCCUAUGAACACAAUUGCAGAAGCUGUGAUUGAGAUGAUUAAUCGUGGGCAAAUUCAGAUAACUAUCAAUGGAUUCAACAUCAGUAAUGGAUUAGCAACUACUCAGAUUAACAACAAAGCGGCAACUGGCGAAGAAGUUCCACGGACAAUAAUUGUUACCACCCGUUCUCAAUACGGCUUACCCGAGGAUGCUGUUGUUUACUGUAACUUUAAUCAGCUGUAUAAGAUCGAUCCUUCCACUUUACAGAUGUGGGCUAAUAUUCUAAAAAGAGUUCCAAAUAGCGUGCUCUGGCUGCUACGUUUCCCAGCCGUAGGAGAACCCAAUAUUCAGCAAUAUGCACAAAACUUGGGUCUUUCCCAAAACCGAAUCAUCUUUUCUCCUGUUGCCCCCAAAGAAGAACAUGUGAGGAGAGGGCAACUGGCUGAUGUUUGCCUAGACACUCCGCUUUGCAAUGGGCACACCACGGGCAUGGAUGUGCUCUGGGCUGGGACCCCGAUGGUCACCAUGCCAGGUGAGACUCUUGCAUCACGAGUUGCUGCCUCCCAGCUUACUUGCCUGGGUUGUCUUGAGCUCAUUGCAAAAAGUAGACAGGAAUAUGAGGAUAUUGCUGUGAAACUGGGAACCGAUCUGGAAUACCUGAAAAAAAUACGUGGCAAAGUCUGGAAGCAGAGAAUAUCCAGUCCUUUGUUCAACACAAAACAGUACACAACGGACCUGGAGCGGCUUUAUCUUCAGAUGUGGGAUCACUACGCUGCCGGCAACAAACCAGACCACAUGAUUAAGCCAGUAGAGGCCACCGAGUCUGCAUGAAGAGAGACUGUCCGUGUGCCCCCCCGAACUCUCCAGGAACUGAGCCUCUCAAACACUUCUGCAGAGGAGAUGAGCUAAAAACUGUGCAUUUCUACUUAAUCUGCCUGGUACUCUGUGGCUGAAGUAAUAUAUGAUGGUGAUUAAAGCACAGCCAGACUUAUUUCUUGCAUGAUAGGGAAAGACUCAAUAGAGCCUGGAAUCCUUUUAUUCCAUGAGGAAUUUGAAUGGGAUUGAGCCGUGUACGUGAGCCUGUGUGUGUGAGUGACAUAGUGGUUGGUGGGGGAAGCUUGAACUGCCUGACCACUUCAGAUUUCAUGGAUUGAUUUAAUCUUCCUAUGAAUCUCUCUCCUUUUAUGUGGAUUGGGAAUUGGAGCGUUUUAACAUUUGAUUUUGGGUACUCCUGUUGGUAUAUGUGUGGUUCUCCCAUGACAAGAUUUCCAGCUAGCGAGUGUUGCUCCCUGCAUUAAUUUCUAAACUGUGUGGACUGAAAGGGCAUAUUUGCUGGUGUAGUCUUUUUUAUAGGUUUUAUAAACCACUUGAGCCUAUAUCAGCCUUUUAAUGUUUGACCUCUGUUUUGGAGCUCUCUGUAAUGUGUUGGUUUAGAUAAGGACUUUGGGGGGUUUUUUGUUUGUCUUUAAGCUUCUCCAAUAACUCAGCUAAUUGGCUUCAUGAUGGCAGCUCCUGUUCUGUUGAAAAACCAAAUUUGAUUUGAAAUUAAUCUUCCCUGCAAGUGUUUGAGGUAAACACAAACUGGUGCCAAAUACAGAUCUUUCAGGAAUGAUUGUUAAUUAUGUAUAGAGGCGCAGUCCUAGGUACUGUAGCAAAGACUUUAAACAAAAAAUAAAGCUUUGGUUUGCCAGUUUGA